GUGAAGCAAGCUCUGAAUGGGUGCAUGAAGGAGACUGAGACUGCUGGUAACUAAUACAACGUGGGAUUUUUUCAAUCUCAAAGUGUAUAUUGUAACAAUGGCUUUGAUUUGCCAGUGCCUGCGCCGAACAUGGCUUUCGAGAGGCAGCACCACUAGCUAUAGUGCACUGAGAGAAAUCAGUCUGUUCUCAGGGGCAACAGCAGCGUCACACUGGAACAAAGUCGUUUCAGAUGCAGAGAAGAUUGUAGGUUAUCCAACUUCAUUCAUGAGCCUCCGCUGCUUACUAAGUGAUGAACUGAACAACAUAGCCAUCCAAGUCAGAAAGCUGGUGGGAACCAAACAUCCUUUGUUGAACACUGCCAGGACAUUUGUGAAUGAAAAAGGAAACAACCGGCAGAUGCGAGGCCUUGUAGUGCUUCUUAUCUCUAAAGCUGCUGGGCUGAGUAAGUCAGCAGAUCACAUGUUCCAGCCCGACCUGGCUAGUGGCAUUUCUGCCAGGCAAAGAAGCCUAGCUGAAAUCACGGAACUGAUCCACACAGCUUUCCUAGUGCACCGUGGCAUUGUAAAUAUUAAUGAAUUGAAGACAUGCGAUGGCCCUAUUAAGGACAUGCAGUUUGGGAACAAAAUGGCGAUUCUUAGUGGGGACUUUCUUCUUGCAAAUGCAUGUAUAGGAUUAGCUGAUUUACAGAACGCAAAGGUUGUGGAGAUUGUAUCUAGUGCCAUAGGUGACAUGGUAAAAGGAGUAUACUAUGAAAAUUCGUAUAUGCCAGAGAACACCUUUACAGAUGUUAAUGGCAUAUCUAACUGGAUGGAGAACAUUUUCCUUAGUCAUGGUUCACUGCUAGCCAAGAGUUGUCAAUCUGCAAUGCUAUUGGCACAUCAUGAUUCAGAGAUUUCGUCAAGGGCUUUCCAAUAUGGAAAACAUAUGUCUAUCAGUUACAAGCUAAGUUCAGACCUCCAGCCAUUCAUCAAUAGAAAAUACAGUGAUUCGUUGUUUAGCCUGAAUUCUGCUCCAGUGGUUCUUCACCAGGAAUUUAUUGGAACAGAAGCCUGGAUGGAGCAGAUCAAAGAGGCUCAACUGAAAGACAACUUGAUUGACCGCAUAAAGUUGCAAAAGGCAAUCAAGGCUGGCAAAGGUGUGACUUCUGCUACUGACCUGUGUUGUUACCAUGGAGACAAAGCUCUGGAGGCCCUGCAGUGUUUUCCUGCCUCUGAGGCCAGAUCUGCCUUGGAAAACAUUAUUUACGCUGUGACUAGAUUUUCCUGACACUACACUGCAUCGGAGACUCCUGCUUAUGUUUUUACGUUAAUCAUCUGGAAACUGACGGCUGCAGAGCCUAGAACUGUCACUGCUUGGCCCAUUGUUCCUUUUCAUCCUUUGCUAUUCUCGCUUAUCACAAUCUACAGUGGGCUUGAAACCUUUUUUUUUUUUUUUUUUUUAAUUGCUAAGGACAAAAAUAGAAAGUGAGGGGAAAAAAAAGGUCAAACAGUUUUCUCUUGUCAUGCCAGAAGCACACUUGAGGCUGCACCAGUAGAAAUAAUUAAUGAGGUUUGCUUCUGUGACCUCAGCAAAUGGCCAGGAAAUAAGUCCUUAUUGAUUGGACAUAGCCAGGAGUGGCGCCAGUGUGGUGGCCUGUGGUUUUCCUGCUCCUAGGAGGACAUAAGGGGUGUGAUUCUGCAGGUGUCAGUAGGAAAUCUCUUCUCCGAGCCUGACAAAAUCAAGAGUUUAUUUCAUUAUAGACUUCGCAUCAAGGACACUCCUAAUUUAUAGGAAACCUGGAAGCAACCGCGUUCAGAAUCAGCAUCAGCAAUCGGGUUUUAAUGUUUUUUUAUGUUCUGCACAUUCAAGUCACUCUCACUCUGCAUAAAACAAAAGAUAUUUACAUUUGUUAUAUACCUAUAUGUGUAAUAUAUAUAUAUAAUCAAUUCAAAUGGUGUCCGCACUCCAAGGCUCAAUAUUCUGCGGGGUGCAUAGCCAAAAUUAUGUAUAUAUAGAAAAUAAUCAUCUAUUAUUCCAAUGCUUUAUCAAAAAUUUAUUGAAAAUAUAUUGUUAAAACCGACGUUUCGGUCCUCAUUAGGACCUUUCUCAAGGAUAAAAAACAAUUUUUUAUCCUUGAGAAAGGUCCUAAUUUAUAUUAGAGUUCUCAGGACUGCACUCCUAAUAAAAUCCAUCAUGCCUGGAAGCGACUGUUUUUGUCAAAUAAAAUGAAAUGCUAUUAAUGACAAUGUAAUCAAGUGCUACAUUUUGACUUUAUAGCUUUAUAGCUAAUCUGAUUACAACAGCAGAUAAAGCUGUAUACACCCAAUUUUCCUCAAAGGCAUUUAAUAUUUAUUUUUUCAUCUCUUUCUAAUCGUUUUAAAUGGGUAUUGAUACUUAAGAAGUAAUAAAAUCAUAUAAUUAUCUUUUA
Messenger RNA from Xenopus tropicalis (tropical clawed frog), 2408 nucleotides. It is a transcript of the gene pdss2, whose product is annotated as decaprenyl diphosphate synthase subunit 2. The record is from RefSeq and is marked provisional. Lineage: Eukaryota; Metazoa; Chordata; Amphibia; Anura; Pipidae. Gene Ontology annotation, molecular function: all-trans-decaprenyl-diphosphate synthase activity; prenyltransferase activity. Gene Ontology annotation, biological process: isoprenoid metabolic process; isoprenoid biosynthetic process.